Drosophila takahashii is the source of this 1182-nucleotide messenger RNA. It is a transcript of the gene Naa30B, whose product is annotated as N(alpha)-acetyltransferase 30 B. NCBI's taxonomy places the organism in Eukaryota, Metazoa, Arthropoda, Insecta, Diptera, Drosophilidae. Gene Ontology annotation, molecular function: protein-N-terminal amino-acid acetyltransferase activity. Gene Ontology annotation, cellular component: NatC complex. Gene Ontology annotation, biological process: N-terminal peptidyl-methionine acetylation. The record is from RefSeq and is a predicted model, not a curated record.
AUGGGAGAUGAUGUAUCGGAAGCACUUCUUGUAGAACAUAAACUCAAUUCAUCUGUGGAGAUAUCCGAUAUUGUGGAAAAGAAUCACUCAACCCAUCAAGAAGAAUUGGAUUUUGCAGAGAAGAAUCUCCCUCUUUCUGUGGAAGAGAUAGAACCAUCCUUUCUUGGGGAGAAGGAUAACUCGAAAUCCAAAGAGAAGCACCAGUUAACCUUCUGCGUCUUCCAAGAUGAAUCGCAGCUAAAGGUGCUCCAGCGUCUGAUCGACUCUGAGCUCUCGGAACCCUACUCCAUUUACACCUAUCGCUACUUUGUCUACAAUUGGCCAGAUCUUUGCUUUUUUGCUCUCGAUGGCGAUCGUUAUGUGGGCGUAAUUGUUUGCAAGUUGGAAACGACAAUCGAGGGAGCUCAGAUAGGCUACAUUGCCAUGCUGGCGGUGGAUGUGGAGUACAGGAAGCGGGGCAUUGGAAGAGCCCUCUCCGAAAUGGCCAUAGAAGCCAUGGCGAUGAGGGAUGCCGCCAUGAUUUCCCUGGAAACGGAGCUGACCAACAAACCAGCAUUGGCUUUGUACCAAAGUCUAGGAUUCAUAAGGGAAAAGCGUCUAUUGCGUUAUUAUAUGAAUGGAGUGGAUGCCUUUCGUCUGAAACUAAUGCUCCACUAUUCCGGAAUGUUGCCCUUGAGCGAGGAUUAGAAUAGUUAGAUAUUAAUGAAGGCUUCUGAUCGGUGAAGCGAGGUGGUUUUCUCAUUUCUCUGACCUUUGCCAUUGCCGUUUGCCGUUCCCUUCAAUUAGCGCCCCAGCGUGCUGCUACUUGGGUAGCCUCUGUACUCUCCAAAGACUCCUCAAAAAUCAGGUAGAUGAAGAAACUCCGCCGCCUAAUUGAGCCGCAAAACGCUCGAUGUCGAUGGCGAGGAGUCAUGCCGGGCAGGGCGAUCAAACCGAUCGACCAGAAGGGAUAAUUGCCUCUCAGGGUCAAAGUCUCGACACAUUAAGGAGCACUCGUCGUCGCCUCGAUAAGGUUAUAUGCUUUGAUAGGUGGUCCUUUCAUCGGCAUUCCCUUUAGAUUCAUUCAAACCGAUUGGGGGAGAACUUUGCGAUUCUUGAAGAACGUCUUUCAGCAGUUAUUUACAAGGUUGCUGGUUUUUAUGGAGUUCGUUUGAUAGUAAAUAAAUUUCUGGUGGUCUUUAA